CAGCAGGCUGCGUCUCUAUCCGGAUGUGUUCAGCAGCUGCAGGGGGCUUUCACGUGGAUCCAUGGCUGGGCUCAGGGUUGAGCUGCUGGUGCUGGUGUUGGUGGUGCUGACUGGGACUCUGCUGCUGGAUCCAGUACGGGGAUGGGAGCCGAUUGAUGCAACACAACUGGAGUACUUGUACGAGACGGGACACUGGGUUAAACCACAAGGCCCUACAUCUAUACUUACAUCCACAGACGACAACAGUGACUUAGACGGUGAAUAUGCAGCUGCUGAGGAGGCACUUUCUGAAGUUGAAGGUGCCGCAAACGGUGAAAACGUCGACCCUUUUGCUGACCGUGGAUUCCAGGUGGAGUUUGUAGAUGGCCCUCCAAGUACCUGGGACAGCGGCGCUGAUGGUGGAUUUCAGGAGUUUGUAGAUGGCCCUCCAAGUACCUGGGACAGCGGUGCUGAUGGUGGAUUUCACAUGGGGUUUGUAGAUGCCCCUGCCCCUCCAAGGAGCUGGACCACCAGUACCAGUCCUAGUUCUUCUGGGUUAGAUGUGGUUUGUACAGACUUUGGCUUCCAGAUUACUCUGCUGACGGGUUCACUGAGUGACGUUAAAGUUUUGGGUUCAAAGGAAGUGCUGUCUGUCAUGGACGCUCCAGACUAUUGUGGCUAUGAAGUGAACUCUUUCCAGGACAACCUGACUGUACCCUUCACUGGCUGCAAUGUGAAACAUACUGAUGGCUACAGCCUGCAGUUGUUGUAUGUCGACGACUUCGGUCAGACACAAGUUGCUACUGCAUCUUGUGACGAAAGUCCAAAGUUUGACCCCGAACUGUUCCCUCGCUCCAGUGGCCAACCCAAACCCACAACAAAACAGUGCAACAAACCAACAUCAACGCCACCAGCAGUUUCAGAUUGUGCUGUCGCCUCAGGGGAGCGGGUGCCUUGUGGUCAGUCAGGAAUAUCCUCCUCGGACUGUGAGAAGUUGGGAUGCUGUGUGGAUUCUUCUGCCUGUUACUACCCACUGGAUGAGUGCACUGCAGAUCAACACUUUGUUUUCGCCAUUCGCCACGACUCUGCAUCCAUCCCCGUGGAUCCCACCAAACUCGUUAUUCCUGGGAAUCCAAAUUGUAAACCAGUAAUUGUCAAUGACAAGGUUGCCAUCUUUAAGUUCAAACUGACAGAAUGUGGAGCUCGUAAUUAUAUGGUUGGCGAGACGAAGAUCUACCUGGCUGAAGUGCAGACUGUCGUCAAAGCUCUGAAUCUUAAGUUUGGCAUAAUUACAAGAUGUGAUCCCCUCAGGUUCAUGGUUGAAUGCCGCUACAGCCAAACGGGCACGGGCGCUGCUCAGCAGUCAUUGGCCAGUGUUGGCUACAUGGUCAAGACUCCGAGUUCUACCUUGCCAUCUUUGAUCAUCUCCAACGGCUUAUAUGGUGUUCAGUUGAGAAUUGCUGAAGAUCAGACGUAUUCCAACUACUUGCCCACUAACAGUCAGCCCUUGCGACUGCUCCUCGGCAAUCCGGUUUAUCUUGAGCUGCGCCUGAAGUCUCCUAAACCAGAUGCAGUAAUUCUUGUCAACUACUGUCUAGCUUACCCUCGCUCUGCAAAGAAUGCUCUGGUGCUUAUUUAUGAAGGGUGUGCCAAUCCUCAUGAUCCGAACGUGUCCGUCCUUAAAGUCAGUGACCUUCCCAAAAAUCGUCACCAGAGGCGCUUCAUGGUCCAGGCCUUCCAGUUCAUGGAUCAAAAGACAAACAAGUACCUGGAUGAAGAGAUCUAUUUCAUGUGCUCGACAGAAGUUUGUAGGCCAGCAGAAAAGACUUGUGCAGAACGGUGCUUUGACGGAAAGGCACCAUAAGGGUUUGAAGCUGAAGACAUUAAGAAAAUGGUUGAACUGAAACUUAAAUAAAAUAUUUUAUAAUACAA
This is a messenger RNA of Sebastes umbrosus (honeycomb rockfish), 1911 nucleotides long. Its product is annotated as zona pellucida sperm-binding protein 4-like. Gene Ontology annotation, cellular component: egg coat. Gene Ontology annotation, molecular function: structural constituent of egg coat; acrosin binding. Bases 62 to 1843 code for a protein of 593 amino acids. Gene Ontology annotation, biological process: prevention of polyspermy; binding of sperm to zona pellucida. The transcript is spliced from 12 exons. The record is from RefSeq and is a predicted model, not a curated record. Lineage: Eukaryota; Metazoa; Chordata; Actinopteri; Perciformes; Sebastidae.